This is a messenger RNA of Armigeres subalbatus, 1980 nucleotides long. RefSeq names its product transmembrane protein 205. Bases 185 to 1195 code for a protein of 336 amino acids. The transcript has 2 exons. The record is from RefSeq and is a predicted model, not a curated record. NCBI's taxonomy places the organism in Eukaryota, Metazoa, Arthropoda, Insecta, Diptera, Culicidae.
UGCUCGACGCGCACGAUAGACAAACGAAACGAUAAACAGUGCGGGAACGCUGCACAGCGCAGAACGAUAUUCGAAAGUCGAACGAGUAGCACAUUUUUUGGCAGAAGUCUGCCAAACGGCAAUUAAUUAUUGGAGAGUGCUGCACAAGUGCAACUGCAGAUUAAAAAAAAGUGAACUGAAGGAAAUGUGUCUUCACAAGAUGGAACAUCGCGUGAUCGGAUUAGAAAGCAAUCAGCUGUUGGAAGGCGCAACGCUGAGUGAGUUAUGUGUUAUGCAAAAGAGGCAGGAAGUGAUCAAGGAAUGCCUGCUGGAGAAAGUGCCACCGGAAGGGAAGAAUGCAGCCAAAGAGGAAGUGCUCUACAAAGAUCCUCUGGUCGGUGCCACGCAAGCCACGCGGCAGGUGUUCGAUUCCAUUAGGGAGCUGCGAGAGAGAUUUCAAAGAAGUACCACCUACAAAAUCCUCACCCGCACCACGCAGCCAUCGCAUGCAAUCUCGAUGCUGUUCGUCUCCUUCAUCCUGCUGGUGCUGUGGCCCAACCUUGUAGGGCAAUCACCAAUCACUAGCAGUGAAGCUGCAGCGGAGGCUGGAGCCAAAAGCACCGCCUGUCCUGUGACGCAAACCAAAAGCGUUCUUGUGUCCCUGGCGUACUUUGGUUCCUUCGCGACACACUUCGGCGCCCAGAUGUGGAUGACCUUUGUGUCCGGUUUGGCCCUUUAUUUCAACCUGCCACGACACACCUUUGGUCGCAUCCAGGAAAUUCUGUUCCCCAAGUACUUCUCCAUGGGAACCGCGCUGAGCAUUGUGACUUUGCUGACCUUCAUCAAACUGCAACAGACGGCGCAUCCGGAGCUUCUGUCCGCCAGCAUCAGCAGCUGGGACCCUCUGAUCGUGCUCCAGCUCGUCAGUCUGGCGCUUUGUGCCGCCCUGGAGCUCAUUGUGUGGCUCUACCUGGCUCCUCCAAUGCUGCGCUUGAUGCACCAAAAGUACCACUUCGAAGCCAGUGAAACCGUCGGCCAGGAGGUCGGCCACUUCAGCGGAUCGGAAAACGUCCAGCUGAAACGCUCAAAUAACUACCAGAACGUGCACAAACGUUUCCGACAGAUCCACAUGAUCACGGCGAUGGCCAACAUGGUGUCCCUCUUGUGCACCUUUGUUCACCUACACUACCUUGCCUCGCGAGUUCAGCUGCUGUAGAGGGACACCGCCAUUUUGUUUUUCGGCGGAAUCUGACGAGAGAACUGUGAUAUUAGCGACAGAAAGGGACAAGUGUGUUGCGAAAGCCAAAGUAUUAAUGCGGAAAAUUCCAACCCUGGCGACGAGGAGCAGUAUUAAGUGGUGUUCUUUUCCGUUUGUAUGUUUAAAGCCUAGCGAUCAAAAUCAGAAUCAUCCGAGAGAGCAUCUAGUCGUUUUUAUUUCCUAGGCUAGUAGGGCAGAGAGAGAAAAAGGAACCAAUCAGGAGACUGAAGUCGAUUUCGAUUCGCACAGCCGGAGCUUAGCGGGCAACCAUAGCAAACUACUUCAGAUCCCAGGCGGCCGGCCGCGAAAAAGCACUGAAUUUUUGGAGAUUAUUGCAAAACUAGUUCCCUUUUAGUUUAAUAUAGAUUAGCUGUUAAGCCAUUUUACGAUUCACGAUAUUCAUCAGCAAUGGUCGAAAAAAUUUCCGUGUCGGAUACCGAAACAGGGUAGAUCAACUAAGGAAUUCAGAUCUGAAGUAGUGUUCGUUAAGAGAUAGAAAUAACAAUAGUUUAGUCAAAUAAUGCAAAUUGCCAUUAAAAAGCAAAUAUUUAUUGUUGCGACAUCCUGUUAGAUCAUAAGUUGUUGAAAACAACGAAAAUUACACUAGGUAGAAAACACGAAUUUAUAAGUGAAAAUUGGUACUCCCGCAUAGGAGGGCACCGUCACAGUCUGAGGGUGCGACGGUCAUGUGCCGCGCACCAUUCACAUGAGAAUAAAUUAGAAAAGCAAUAAUUCGCAUUGAA